GCUGUGCUGUAGGCAGAGCAGAGCAGAGCCCAGCCGAGUCCAUCCAAGCCGGGAGUGUCGGGGCUGGAGAGCUGCUGCCGCCUCUGCGAGCCGCGGGGCGCACAGACAGAGCGCAGGCAGGGCGCAGGCUGCGCUGCUUGGGGCGGGCGCGGCUCGCCUCCCUCGCCUCUCCGUGCCUCCCUCGCUCCCUCGCCUUGCCGGAGACAUGCAGGCGGAGUCGGGGAUCGUGCCGGACUUCGAGGUCGGCGAGGAGUUCCACGAGGAGCCCAAGACGUACUAUGAGCUGAAGAGCCAGCCGCUGAAGAACAGCAGCUCUGAGCACCCUGGAGCUUCGAAGCCCCCGCUAAGCUCCUCCAGUAUGACAUCACGGAUUUUGCUACGACAGCAGCUCAUGCGUGAGCAGAUGCAGGAGCAGGAGCGCCGAGAGCAGCAACAGAAACAGCAAGCAGCCCAGUUCAUGCAGCAGAGAGUGGCGCUGAGUCAGACACCAGCCAUCAACGUCAGCCUCCCAGCCAGUCUCCCUCCUGCUACUCAAGUGCCAAUGGAAGUCCUCAAGGUGCAGACUCACCUGGAAAACCCUACCAAGUACCACAUCCAACAAGCUCAACGGCAGCAAGUCAAGCAGUACCUCUCUACUACAUUAGGAAACAAGCACACCAACCAGGCGCUAAGCUUACCGUGCCCAAAUCAGCCAGGGGAUCAUAUUAUACCACCUGGCACUGGAAGCAGUGCACCAAACAGCCCAAUGGCCAUGCUUACGCUCAACUCCAACUGUGAAAAGGAGGGCUUUUAUAAAUUUGAAGAGCAAAGCAACCGGGUGGAGAAUGAAUGCCAGACUCUCAACACACAUUCUCGAGCAUCUUGCAUGCAGAUGGAUGAUGUCAUUGAUGACAUUAUCAGUUUGGAAUCAAGUUAUAAUGAAGAAAUAUUUGGUUUAAUGGAUCCUGCCCUACAAAUAGCAAAUACGUUACCUGUCUCCGGCAAUCUUGUGGACCUCUAUGGCAAUCAAGGCAUGCCUCCCCCCGGACUCAACAUCAGCAACUCUUGUCCUGCCAACCUUCCUAAUAUAAAAAGGGAACUCACAGCAUGUGUAUUUCCAACAGAGUCAGAGGCGAGAGCGCUGGCCAAAGAGAGACAAAAGAAAGACAAUCACAAUUUGAUUGAACGAAGACGGCGAUUCAACAUUAACGAUCGUAUAAAAGAACUUGGCACUUUGAUACCCAAGUCGAACGACCCGGACAUGCGUUGGAAUAAGGGAACUAUUUUAAAGGCCUCUGUGGACUACAUCCGCAAGUUGCAAAGAGAACAGCAACGUACAAAAGAACUAGAGAACAGACAAAAGAAACUGGAACAUGCCAACAGGCACCUUUUGCUCAGAAUACAGGAACUUGAGAUGCAGGCUCGAGCACACGGACUCUCUAUCGUGCCGUCCACGGGCCUUUGCUCGCCCGAGAUGGUGAACCGGCUCAUCAAGCAGGAGCCCGCCGUCGACAACUGCAGCCAAGAGGUCCUGCAGCGCCACCCCGACCUGUCUUGCACAACCACUCUUGACCUUACCGAUGGCACCAUCACUUUCAACGACAGCCUAGCCAAUGUGACUGAGUCAGCUGCCGGCACUUACGCUGUCCCUACGAAAAUGGGCUCCAAACUGGAAGACAUCUUGAUGGACGAUACCCUCUCUCCUGUCGGGGUGACCGACCCGCUCCUUUCUUCAUUGUCUCCCGGGGCGUCGAAAACAAGUAGCCGAAGGAGCAGUGUGAGCAUGGAGGAAUCUGAUCACGCUUGCUAGUGAAUGCAAAGUAGAAAGGCUCUUCGCGGACUUCUUUGUUUCUUGAUCAGUAGAUUAAGUAAUUUGCUCUGUUUUCUUAAUAACUAUCUUUUAAUAUAAAUCUUCAAAUAGCCCAGUGUAUGUGACUUUUUUAAUGUUUGCAGAGACUUGUAUAUUUUAUUUUAAAACUACCAAUGCUUCCAAAGUAUUGUACUGCAUCUGUGAACCAGAUUCGCCCAAGAGCUCCAAAGUGAGCUCAUGCUACUUGAAAGCAAUAGAGUUAGACUGAUCGCCAAGUCCAUGAUCCACAAAAGGUGAAACUUCCUGUAUAACUGUAAAUGAUACCCAUUGACGUGGAAAUGAAACGUAGGAGAAUGUAAAGAAACCAAAAAAAAAAAGGACUAGCUUUGUAAAACUUUUUUUUGUGUUGACUUAAUAGUGCCUCCUUUUAAAGAUACAGUACUUGUUAAUCCAAUUUAAUCUUUCCCAAGGCAUUAAAUAUAAUAUGUAUGUCAGCGGGUCACCUGUACAGAAACUAACUCACGGUGAUCUCAAACAAAGUACAAGCUAGAAUGAAGGAGGGAGAGACACAGAGAGAUAUUCAAUGACAUUGACAUGUGAUUAUUUUUGUUCUGGUCUCCGGUGAGUGGACAACCUUCAAAAUCAUGGUUCAGGGUUUGUUUUUUUUAGAAAUCACUUUUAAUCAUGGCAAGAAAUCUAUACUGGUGUUUUAACAAUGCAAGACUGGUGAAUAUUUCAAGCUCUUAACAAAAAAAAAAAAACUUAGUACCUUCUGUCAAUUGGAUAUAACCAAUUGGAUUUUGUUUAUUUUUUAAAAUUGCAUUGUACAGUUACCUGAUUUGCAUGAAUUUUUCACUUUUUUUUCAUUCUGAGUACAUUUGUAUUUUAUUUGUAAGAAUAUGCCUCUAGUUAUCACAAUGAUUUUAUUUUUAACAUUUUAAAACCCUGCAAAGGGGGUUGUUCUGCAUUCUUUGUACACACUUCAAAGCAAGCUUUUGUGCAGGUUCCUGUCUUUUCAAGAGUGGUUUUGUGACUAUUUUAUAUAUUACAGUCUCACUUGGAAUAAAUGUUUUGACACCGACAGAGCUUUAAAUCAUAGUACAGAUUUAGGUCUAGUUAACAAGACGGUGCUCUGUAUAAAAAAAAGGAAAAAGGAAAAAAAAAAAACCAACCCCAAACUUAACGUAUUUAUUUUUAGUGAUACAGGACAAAUAGAAAUAUGCUUGAGAAACACGGUUGCUAUAUCCUUUAGUGCGCUGUUAGAUUUUUCAGGUUCAAAGAGGAUUUUACUAUAUCUGCAGGUAUUAACUGUUACUUGAUCCCAACGUUGUCAAGUUUAACCAUGCAACAGUGUUGUUGUGAGAGCAUGUUCCGUGCAUUAUCUACUCCAGCGUAGUCCUAUGCAAUAACAGUAGUGAUACUUGUAUGAUUGUCAUGCCUAAAUACAGUGGUUGUGUGGUCUUACUAGUUGAGCAAGUGAUUGGCUUCCCGCCCUAGCAGCCACACAGCUGACUUGCAAAUGGCAGGGAAGCAUAUCUCAUUCAGAGUGAAGUGCCUUAAAUUUAGCCGUAGUCUCCGUGAACUAGCACUGACUGAAGUGUGUGACCUAAGACGGUUUGGGAGAAGGGGAUCACUGAUGGUGGCUGAUGGGUGGGGCACAGCGCUCGUGACCUGAAGCAAGAGCACCCAAAUCUUCACCCAAGCCUGUGCGAAUUCUGACACUAUUUCCAGACAUCCUGGACUUCUUUUCUGCUCCAACUUUGUUUCUGUGCUUUGGAAACCCGAGCUGUAGGCAGCUAGGGUGAAAGCAUGGCGACGAUCAGGAUAUGUUAUGGUAGACGAGUCUCAAAGGCAAACAGCUGCUGUCUAGUUUGGUUAAACAUCUGUGAAACCACUAAGGCCAAAUCAUGCUCCUUUGUAAGUGCACCACUAACUUGGGGGAGCAAGACCUGGGCCUCAUCUCUGCAACGCCAAGAAUCCACAUAGACCCGUCUUCCCUAAGCUGGCUCCCUCCAGAUGUUUUGGACUACAACUUGCAUCAACCAGCAUGGAGUUGUAGUCUAAAACACCUGGGGUGCACCAGGUUGGGAAAGGCCAUUGUAGACAAAAAAGAGAGAAAUAAUCAGAGGUGGGAACUCUGGUUUGAAGGAACAGGAAGGCAUUUUCUCCUAACCUCAAAAUAUAUUCCGGCUCAAUAAUUGCAUGUGGUAGGGGUCUCCCCUCCAAUUUGGCUAUUAUCUGGCCAGUGAUCACAGAUGGUCACAGAUGACUGUUAAUGUAGGACUCAAAAUUUGAACUGCCUUAGUGCUGACAGCACAAUCCUAACCAUGCCUGCUUGGAAGUAAAUCCAGCUAAAUGGGGCUUACUCCCAGGUAAGCGUGAUUGGGAUUGCAGUGUUAGCUUUCACAGCAAGUUAAGAAUCCCGAUCUGUAGCUUGACCUGGUCAAGUGGGUGUUUGGCCCAUCAUUAGCAAUGUGGUGCAAAUUACAGCUCAUGAAAGGUCUGUUGCCAUCUACAAGCAAUGGAGUACUUGUGGUCUUCCAGAUGUUCCAGCUCCCAUCUUACUAGACCUCUAGCCAUGCUAAUGGAGCUGGAAUCUAAGAACACCUGGAGGACUGCAGACCCCCAGUCCCUGAGGCAUACUAGCAGCUGGAAGCUAGUUAGAAUUUCAGUGUGGAAAGGAAGCUUAUUUCCCCACCCCCCCACCCCGAUAUGGGAGAACUGGGUUCAAAUUUUAUCCCAGCUAUAGUCUGCUUCAGUGAAGUCUUGAUCCUUAACAAUGCAAGUGGCUUGUAUCUUUAGAAGUAAAAAGUAGAGAACUACAGCUGUGUGUACCCUGUACAUAUUAGCUUUUCUAUAUCUUGGCUUCUUCUUUUUUACUUCAAUGCAAACCAUGUAAAAUAUGCACAAUAGGCAAGCUUACAUAUUUGCUUGUUUUGCACAAUCUGUUAUGUUUCAUUUGUCAUUGGAACAAGGUGUCCACUUUAAGUGGGCACGUUGAAGCUCAGACCUACCCACAUCCCUGCUCCUCAGAACACUGGACAUCCUUUCCCAGGCUUCAGGCAUUAUUUAUUUUUUCACACGGUCAAGCCUGUCUUUGCACAGCAAGGACUAGAAACUUGUUUUUAACUAUGAUAACAACAGCAGCCUAAGAUUUUUUUAGGUUGCUUUGUAUCAUGUUUAGGUGCCAUAGUCUGUGAUUGCAAAUACAAAGCCCUGAUUAUAGUAGUAAUAACAAUUCAGUUAAGAAAAGGUUUGUUUCCAGGGUUCAACUAAGCAGUGUUUUUGGAUAAAAAAAUAAAGGUUCAGUGUACCACUUGGGUCCUGAUAAAAUUGAACCCUACUCUGUGACUGAAUUGCAAGUGUGCUUUGCCAUGGCACAUCUGGAAAUGCAAACUUCCUAGUAUAGGUUUCUCUUGAAUCAGAUUUAUGGCUCUUUUCAGCUGGAUCAUGCAUUUCCAAAAUCCCUUGGGCUUUCUCAACAUUGCACAUCAACAUUCUCCUUGGUUACAUUGUUUUUCUCUCUCCUCAAAUUAUGUUUGGAGCACCUCUGUUUUCAAGGUGUAGUUUUCAUAUCACCCACAUCGAAAUCUCUUGGCGUGAGUAGGACUUCCAGAAUUGCAAGCUUGGAAUUAAAGUCUUGAAUGAAGCCGUUUUAUUUGUUUUAUUUCGAACCAAGAGCUGCAGAACUGACAGGCCUUAAGGUGUGGUGCUUUUACAGGGGAAGAGAUGCUGGAGACACUUGCUAAGUGGUAGGAAAUCAUGGAGUGUGUGGCUGCUCUUAUAUUUCUUCAAACCACAAUGAUUACACAAGCCCAGAUGCCCAAACCGGGGAGCGAGUCAUGACACGGCUAGCUAGGUACAUGGAGUACCAAGCAAUUUUAACUGUUGCCAAAACCGUGCAGGACAUAUUAGUGCCAUGAACAUGUUCCUUACUACUUUUAGAUAGAUAGAUAGAUAGAUAGAUAGAUAGAUAAAGCAAUAUUAACUCUGAUGCCUAUAAAGCCUUUAGGAAGCAUAUAUGGAGAAAAAUAAACAAAGCAAAGCACAAAAUAAUGCACUUACCAUUUUUAUUUUUAUUUUUUUGGACAUAAAAUGCACUGGUGAAAAAUGGAAAUUGAUGGUAUCAAAGGCCUCUGUAUCUUGAAAAAGUGACAUAAAUGACUGCCUCUUGUUCUGGAUGCUUAGUACCAUGCUGUUAGUGAUCUUUUCACCUGCUGUCGGCCACAGCAAUAAGUUGUGUAUGGUCCAUCGCACUGUAAAUUAUGGAUCAAUAUUAAUGUAAGCCAAUUAAAUAAUUUGAACUGUUCCUAAUAGAUGGAUUAAAGUGUUUGGUUUUUCGCA
This is a messenger RNA of Lacerta agilis (Sand lizard), 6133 nucleotides long. It is a transcript of the gene MITF, whose product is annotated as melanocyte inducing transcription factor. Gene Ontology annotation, molecular function: DNA-binding transcription factor activity, RNA polymerase II-specific; protein dimerization activity; RNA polymerase II cis-regulatory region sequence-specific DNA binding. Gene Ontology annotation, cellular component: nucleus. The coding region runs from base 206 to 1789 and encodes 527 amino acids. Gene Ontology annotation, biological process: regulation of transcription by RNA polymerase II; melanocyte differentiation. The transcript has 10 exons. Lineage: Eukaryota; Metazoa; Chordata; Lepidosauria; Squamata; Lacertidae. The record is from RefSeq and is a predicted model, not a curated record.